CACAAGAAGCUCAAACCCUCGCCUCACAAACCAACAACAAUUUUUCAGUUCCGUUUGUCGGAGAAGCCUUGGAUCCUGCAAUCUCUUCUCCGCACUUCCCAUUUCUGAUGAGAAUACUGCUUCCCUCGCUGAAAUACGGUGGUACAACUUAGUCCAUAUUGGAGGGCAUGUCAUAGUUCCUAAGAUCUGUGUUGCUUGUCAUGUCUCCUUGUUGGUAUAAUGAAACAAGUCAGAAUGCGUGCUUUGUGGCUGAGGGAAUAAAUUACCGGAAUAAGGGAGAUGUUUUGAGCUUUGACUGCUUUAACGAAUUUGUUUUAUCUUUGAGGACAUAACCUGCCUUCUGAAAAUGGGAAAAGCUGAAGUUGAAAAGGCUGAAGAAACCAAUGGACAGAUUGACAGUAACACAAAAUGCAAUUCUAAUAAACAAAUUGUAGAGAAAGCUAAUGAACGUCCUGAAUGGUUACCUGAUGGAUGGAAUGUGGAUAUCAAAACUCGAAAAAGUGGUACACAUAUGGGAUCUGGAUAUAAGUGUUACAUUGAUCCAGUGAAUGGACUCAAAUUCUACUCCAAGCCAGAGGUAUUACGGUAUCUGGAAACUAUAAAGGACAACAACAGCACUUCCAAGAAAGAGAAGAAAUGCACUAACAUGCAUUCUCCAAGCAACGCUGUGGUUGAGAAGUCCACUGAGGAGGAUUUACCACCUGGAUGGAUAAAAGAAGUAAAGAUUAGGAAGAACAGAAAUGGCAUUAGGAAAGAUCCGUUGUUUAAAGAUCCAGUGAAUGGAUUUGUAUUCCGUUCCAAGAAGGAUGUAUUGCGUUAUCUUGAAUCUGGAGAUGUAGGCAAAUGUGUGUUUAAACCACGCAGAGGACAAAUCCAAGAUGAAGAAAAGUUAACUCCAUUACCUGCUGCCAAGAGACAGAAACUAAAGAAGUCUGCAUCCAAACAACAGUUUUUUGCAGCCGACGAAAUAUUUCAUAAAGGCACCUUAGAGUUGUCAGAUGCUAACAGCUCAAGAAAAGGGCAAGAUGUGAAGGUGCCAUCUGAAAUGAUGGCUGCUCCUGUUCCCACAGGUGAAUCCAUUGUAAAAAUGCAUUCGUUAGAGGUUGGAGCUGCAAACCCUCCUGAAAUAAAGAAAACAUCUGACCCAGGUAGCUCAGCACUUUUAAAAUAUGAAUCCUUGAAAGAAUCAGAAAAAGGGCUUUCUGCAGAUGACGGGCAAGUGAAGGAGCAUGCUGUGAAUAUGAUGGAGAAUGCUAAUGAAAAGAAUCACCAUAACCAUAGCAUAUCAAAAAACAAGGAAUUCAAUGUGCGUCACCGGUUUUCACCUAGACUUGCUGGGAUUGAACCUGUCCAGUUGGCCAACAAUGUGAUCAAUGAACAGACUCUUCAAGUUCCAAAAAGAAACUUGAGGAAAAGUAGGGCCACUCUUGAUGCUGAUAUGGAAAAUAAAUCUUCUCAGCCUUUCAAUGGCGUCCAAGAAAUUGAGCAGGUGCAUAAAAUGGAACAAGAGGUAAUGAACACAAGCAAUAAUCUUUCGGAAGGCCAAACAGUUUUCAAAGAGCAACCACAUCUGCAAGAAACAGAUAAAAUAGAGGACAAAAAGCCAGGAAUUCGUACUAACUCAAGCAAAACCCGUAAUAAGAAAGCGCACAACAUUCCUCAUCGGUCUUCAAAACGACUUGCUGGAUUUGAACAUGAGCUGAACUACAUAUCCUGUGAAAAUGCUCCUAAAUAUAAAAGCGAAAAGUCUGAAGAUAAGGUCAAUGCAGAAUUGCUCCAAAGUGGGGGUAAGCCUGUUACAGAGAUUGCAGAUCUUGCACCAAUAAAUGGAGAGUCAGCAAAUAAAAGAAGAAAAUCUCCUAAAAUUCCACCUUUUACAGACAGUCAACUGGAGAAACUCGAAGAUGAAGAAGUGGUUGAUGAGAAAUCAGAAUCUCAGUUGUCCUUGGCAUUCCACUACUCUUGGUCUGACCCAUGCUUGGAAUUUGCAAUCAAUACCCUCACGGGGGUGUUACCACCAGUUGAAGAUUCAGUUGAUAAUGGACCCACUACAGUCCCUGAAACUUCAAUUCAAAAAAAUUUGUUUGACAAUGUUACAGGAAUAAGCAGGGACAGUCAAAACAAUUUGUUCGACAAUGUUUCAAGAAGAAGCAGAGACAGAAACCCCCAGGUACAUUCAAAUAAAUCCAAGAGGAAGAAAGAGCUCAAAGUGCCUAUGCGGUUGUCUAAGCGACUUGCUGGCCUUGAACCUGAGGUACUACCUUCUGAAAGAGCUCUUGAAUAUUCCUCCAGAAAAUGCAAGGAAGAACCUAUUCCAAUUGCAACUGCAUCUGACCAUCUUGCUACUGUGGAAAAAACCAAGCUUAAUCUUCAUGCAUCUGACAGUUUGAAAACAGAAUUACUAGAAGAAUCAUCAAACAUGACUGAGAAGUCAUAUGAUGCCCAAACUGUUCCCAAGGAACAAUUGCAGAAUGUUGAAGCUGAAAAUAUUGGUCAGGAGAGAUCCGAGCCACAGCUCCCCUUACCAUUUGGGGACUCUUGGUCAGAUCCAUGCUUUGAAUUUGCAAUCAAAACUCUCACUGGUGCUUUGCCCGUUGAGGCUGCUGUGGAAAUUUUGCCUGUUAUGACUCCUGAUGCUGACAUGUCAAAUAAGGAUUUGCAUGGGAGUGUGGUGACGAGCAUCAAUGCAGAAGGUCAUGAUAAAUCAAACCAAUCCCAGAACAAAAAAGAGCUUAAUAUGGGUACCCAGCCUUCAGAACUACUCAUGGGGCAACCUAUGUUGAGGACCAGCUCCACGUCCUGUGAAAAUGCUCCUAAAUUUACAACUGGCGAGUCUUGUAGCCAUGAAGGCAGCAUAAUAAGGAAUUUGGUUGGAGAAACUGUACAUAUCGAUGCUGGAAACGUAACAAAACUUGUGCAUCCUUCUACAAAUAUAAACACACUGAUGCAUGAAAAGCCAUUAAAGGGAAAUGGACAGGUUGUGGAGAGUGAAUUUGUUACGAUUGAACAACCACCACUGGAAACUGAAACCAUAGACCAUUAUAACUCUGAAUUUCCGUUUUGUCCUUCGUUUAUGAAUUCUUGGUCAGACCCAUGCCUAGAAUUUGCAUUUAAGACUCUUACAGGUGACAUACCGCUGGAGGAAAAUUUUGCAAUUCAAGGAUCUCUCCAGGAAUCUGCUAAUUGUCAUGAACGAAGGGAUGUUGGCUCAACAUUGACAGAUGUUGGAUCUUCCAGCUUUUCUCAAAGUGAUGUGUCAUUUUACUAUGAUAUAGGGUUAAAUUCAAUGCCAGGGCAGCAGUCAUCAAUGAGCACUCCAAUCCUACCCUUAGAAAAAGCGAGCCUGCAAGGUUGCCCUGGAGUUGAUCCUCAAAAACACUAUUCUCAGUUCAACAAGGAUUUUCGAAGGAGGUAAACUCAUAAAAACAUUCGUUGCUAGCCCCAGGAUAACUGCUAUUAAUCUCUUAUUGUACUCUUGUAGACUAAAAAAUCGUUGUCAUUAAGCAUCCUUUGUUUACCUUGUGACAUUAGUGAAUGCAUUCUGAACAUAAGGUCUGGCUUGGUGUUUUUCAUUUUCUGUUUAGAAGAUCUAGGCAAGUAAAGCAGGGAGGUACAGGAGCCCAAUAGCUGUUGUGACAAAGCUAUCCUUUACAACGCCAUCUAAAUACUGUAAUUUGUAGCCGUUGUUAUUAUUUGUAUCAAGUAGUAUUUUAUUUUUCCACCCUAUGAAAAUUCUAGAAAACGCAUAAGCUUACGAUAUAAGUGCUCUCGUAAAAUGAUUGUCCAGCUUAUUUCAAUAUUUUA
Messenger RNA from Gastrolobium bilobum, 3804 nucleotides. RefSeq lists its product as uncharacterized. The transcript has 8 exons. The record is from RefSeq and is a predicted model, not a curated record. Gene Ontology annotation, molecular function: DNA binding. Lineage: Eukaryota; Viridiplantae; Streptophyta; Magnoliopsida; Fabales; Fabaceae. The coding region runs from base 347 to 3415 and encodes 1022 amino acids.